AUGGCGAAGUACGGCGUCGUCGCGCGCGGCGACGCCGAGCUGUACUUGCGGUUCCCUCCCGCGGCGUACAGGGAGAAGGUCUGGGACCACGCCGCCGGGUACGCGGUCGUCGUGGAAGCCGGCGGGGUGAUGACGGACGCGGGAGGGAACGCGCUCGAUUUCGCGAGCGGUCGGUUUCUGGACGUCGAGAAAGGCAUCGUCGCGAGCGCGAGCCCGGAGCUGCACGCCAAGGUGCUGGCUGCGCUCGCGGCGGAGGACGAGUGACGUGAUGGCGUCUCGUUACGCGCGCGGCGACGCGAAGGCGCGGUGAGGGAGCGCGCGUGUUUAUCGCGCAGCUCGACCCGGCGUCGUAACCUCAGUUUAUGCACGCGUCGCGACGAUUCGCGGUCUAUUUAUU
Molecule: messenger RNA, 397 nt
Organism: Micromonas pusilla CCMP1545
Lineage: Eukaryota; Viridiplantae; Chlorophyta; Mamiellophyceae; Mamiellales; Mamiellaceae
Exons: 1
Coding region: 1-264 (87 amino acids)
Biological process (GO): sulfate assimilation; phosphatidylinositol phosphate biosynthetic process
Molecular function (GO): 3'(2'),5'-bisphosphate nucleotidase activity
Source: RefSeq, a predicted model, not a curated record